Molecule: messenger RNA, 3604 nt
Organism: Cyclopterus lumpus (lumpfish)
Lineage: Eukaryota; Metazoa; Chordata; Actinopteri; Perciformes; Cyclopteridae
Gene: cchcr1
Product: coiled-coil alpha-helical rod protein 1
Exons: 19
Coding region: 290-2857 (855 amino acids)
Biological process (GO): cell differentiation; protein export from nucleus
Cellular component (GO): centriole
Source: RefSeq, a predicted model, not a curated record
UGCACUGCGCGUUUGUAAUGUUGUCAGUUAUGUUCGAUAAGUUAUUUCAUUGGCAUUAAGUUCAAAGACAUGUUAUUUUUCGGGAUACUUCAGGUAUUUGCAGUCUAACCGACGUGUAAAGUGAGCAUCAAAAGUUGCUCGCGGCAAGCCCAAGUUACCGUGGUAACCUGUAACUAAGGCAACCACGAUUAACUUGUUUCGCGGGAGAAUAAAGCUAAACAGCGCCUACUUAGGAGCACCUUGUCUGAUUAGCAAGGUUUGACUUCCUGUGACAGCUCAUCUGUUGAACAUGGAGAGACAUAACGUCGGGAAAGAAAGGCUUAUAGUUCCUACUGAUUUUACGUCAUCGGCUGUUUCAAGGAAUAUCCAGGAGGACCUGGUACCCCCCUCGCAUUUCGCAUCAAGUGUGCAGUGUGCUGGGGUACACAGAGGCGUUCAAAUGGCAGGGUCACUGCCACCCAUCUCCUGGAUAAACCCAGGCACAACUUCAAUACAAUCAAAGGAUCCAAGUCCCACCAAUCCAUGGCUCGCCAUCACACAGGCCCAACAGGAAAUCUUGGAACUAAGGAGGGAAAAUCAGAGGAUCAUGAUGUUACAAGGAGACAGCAUAAGAGGAAGGAACCCUGGGGAUCAUCAGUCAGACCAUAGUGCAAGAAGAGAGCAGCGGUCCAGAUGGGAGUCUGAGUGGCGUCUGGAGGCAGAGAAGCACAAGGGUGAAGCUGAGAGGUUGAAGGGGCAGGUGGAGGCCCUAAAGGAGACUGCAGGGAGACACAGGGAAGAGAUGAGAGACAGAGACGGCUUAUUGAACAGACCCAGCCAUGAAUUGGAAGCAAUGCGUGAAGAGCUUCAUCGGGCUAAGACGGAACUCAACCAAAUCAGAGGGGAGCUCACUUGCAGCAGUGCACAGAAGGAGAAAAUAAGCUUGCAGCUUGAAAGAUUAAAGAACGAAUCCGGUGAAGAAAUUACAAGGCUGAGAAGAGAUGUAAUGAGGAGCAAAGAGGAAGCCCAGGAGCUCACUCUGAAGGCUGACACUUGCAGGUUACAGGCUGCGCAGGAGGCCCAACAGCAGAUUCUUAAACUGUCUGUACAAUUGGAGGAAAUGCAGAAGAAGCAGGAAGUGGAGAUGCUACAGUUGAAUGCUUCCCAUUGUGCAGAGGUGGGUGCAGCAAGAAAUACAAACCGAGAACUACAAUCGAUGACCUCAGAAGUGCUUCAGCUAAAAAGCACUCUGGCCGUAGUAUCUGCUGAGAGAGACGGGCUGAAAGGACAUUUAAGCCAAAUAGGACAAGCCUUUGAGACACAAUCGGCUACACUGCACAGUCUGAGAAAUUACAUCGGCCAGCUUUCCCCGGAGAAAGGAGAGAAGGAACAAUUGAAUGAAGCUGUUGAGAAGCUGAACAGAGAGAAAGCAGCUCUUCAGAUGACCACAGAGCUUUUGACAGUCAGGUUUAACUCUGUGAGUGAGAUACUCACCCUCCAAGAAGAGAAAAUAGUGAAGAAGACCGCAGACCCACUUGUGAUGAAUGAAUCUGAAGGCCUUCAAGUGCUUCGGCUCUGGAGGGACAAAGUGUUUAAGUUGUGCGUCCAGCUUCGCUCAAAGGACAUUGAACUAAGAGGAGAAAAGGACAAGGUUCUUUCAAAAGUCAAACUCCUUGAGCAGCAGCUCCAGCAGGAGCAGCACCGAGCUAGUGUGCUCCAACACAGCCUCGAUGACAGGAUAGCUGAGCUGGACCUUGAGAGAGUGGAAAAGGAGACAUUGAAACAGGACUUGGCCCAGGAGCAACAAGAAAACUCCCAGCUGAACUCGCAGAGCAAGAGAGAAGAGGCUGAACUAAAAACCCUGACGGGGGCAGUUCGUAGGUUUAGUUUGGCUUUUGAAAGCAAGGUGGCAGAAAUGGACGCAGCUCAAGCCAGGCUCAGCACUUUCACCCAGAGGCUAACUUUUGCUAAAAGACGAGUGGAGACGAUACAAGGUUUGGCCAUGAGGAGGGUGGCUCUGCAGAAAGCUAAGCAGGCCAGUAAACAAACACAGCAAACUGCUGACAGCAUCACAAACCUUCAGACGGAGCUCAGUGUGGUGUGUGAAGAGAGAGACAAGCUCACACAGGAGCUCAAAAGAACCCCGGAGCUCAUCGAGAGAACUCUGGCUGAUCUGAAAGAGCAGCAUGAACGCAAACUGAGGCAGCAGCAGCUGGCGCUGGAGCAGAGCUGCGUGGAGGUGCGGCAGGCUUUGGCUGGCAGAGAGGAGGCCGAGCUGAGCCUGCAGGAGAUCCAGAUCCAGCUGGAGGAGAGCAAGGUCAACCUGGAGAAACUCCGCUCCGAGCUGCUCAGCCAGCAGGAGCACAGCGAACGUGCCCUGCUGGAGAGAGUGUCUGAGCUCGAGAACUGCUGUGCUGAGAGGCUGAGAGAGAUGGAGGUUCAAGUCAAUACGGCCAAGAGAGAGCACACCAAAGCAGUUAUGACUUUGCGGCAGUUUGAGAGAGAGUCGGCAAGGAAACGGGACGAAAUGAGAGAAACCCGACAAUACACACAGAGGGAAGUCCACAAUAAACAACUGAGGGAGACGGCGAAAGACACCCAACCGCUGCUGGCCACUGUCGCUGCUGAGAGAGGUUUGACAACUGAGUAUACGAGAGCUCACACAGCAGAUCGUCAAAACUCUUCUGCUCCCAGAGAACAUCGAAAACCCCCCUCAGAGAGGAGUCAUUCUGUGGUUCCUGCAGACGGGAGACUCCUGUCUGUUUUGGAGGAGCUCCAUUCUCUCAGUGCUGCGGUGGUAAACAGCUCUGAGGACUCUGCGGAGGAGGAGGGACAGAAUGACAGCGUGGCACCAUCCACAGGCAGACCGCACAGCUGAUACCUGAUGAUGACGAAUCAUUGGAGCCUGUGAAUGCACCCUACAUUUGUACAAAAGGUGGGCAGCGUUGAAAACAGUCAGUGGGAACAAUUUGUUUGAGCCAAUCUUCAGGAAACCACGCAUGUCACAUUGCUACUGGGUGGACAACAGCAACGAUGGCUGUCUAGUAGAGACACAUUAUGCUUGAAUUUAACACAGAUUUCUGAGUACAUCUCCAGGAUGACUUUUAAUGAAAGAGAAUAUUUUAAAUACAUUGAUGGACAGAUAAUUUAACUGAAAAACUAAGGUUGAGAUGUCUAGAGUUUCAGCCUCAGCACUCUCACCAGUAAGACCACACUUGUUCCACACUUUCAUUUCUUUAACUUAUUUUAAUUUCCCCUUUUUUUUUACAUUGAUAUUUUUGUAAUUCUUCCCAUAGAAUCAAUGCAAUGCUAACCAGUUUAUAUUUUUGCUACAGUUAAUAUAAGAGACUUGUUAUGACAAAUAACUGAAGAGAUGGUUAUGACUUGUUUUCUUUGUUUGUUAAUCCAAAUACUGUAUGAUAUAAUCAGUGACAUUAUCCACACAAAAAAUACAAGAACGACCUGAAUAUGGCUAAUUCUGCCUUUGUCCUUUUGGACGUCCGUUCUCGUGAAGUUUAUCUGAUGGUCCGAGUAUUUAUUUGUUAUGCAGAGACAUGUAUUUUACUUUUCAGUGCAACUUAAUAAAGUAUUUGGGUAUUUUAAGAAAUAUUGAUGAAGCAACUCA